CCGUGGGCCUGCGUGCGUAGGCCCCCGAUGUGUCACAACUCACCGAUUCUUAUUAUUUUCCCUCUCUCCCUGUAUUGGGCCGUAAUUUUGAGUUUUUAUUUUUGGAAUUUAUUUUUUUUCCCCUCCUCGAGGGAGCAGUCAGCAGAGGGUGCUAAUUUCGCUCAUCCUCGACCGCCCGCGGUACUGGUGCGACGACGCUGCAGGACCUGGGGGCUACUAGUAGUAGCCCGGUCGAACAUGGAUGGGGUCUGCGAAACCUUUCCGCCCCAUUGCCCCUCGGAGGAUCCCAGAGCCUCCAGUCCCGGCCGCUGCGCCCGAGGAGGGGAAAAUCAAGCGAGCUUCCACGGCUUGCGGGGAAUGUAAACGACGUCGAACGAAGUGUAGCGCUGAUACUACGGGGACUCCGUGUGCUGAAUGUGCUCUCCACGGCCGGGAGUGUGUGAUCGAUGAAUUUGCCGACAAGCGACGCAAGGUGGCCGCCAAGCGGACUCUGGAGGAUCUGAGAUUCUACCGGGGGUUUCUGGAAUUGCUUCUCGAGGCGAUUCGCAUCGGUGAUGACGCCUUUGUCGAGCGCCUUGUCAAUGUCAUCCGGGCGGGCGCGUCCUAUGAUGAGAUCCAGGCUCUUCUGGCGAAGUUUGCGCCCAGUGAUGAGAUGAAUAUGCCAGAUGGAGUGGAUUUCGGGGUAACAGACAGCAAUAACAACAGUCCGCCGACCAGCUCGAAGCCCGAUGGUAUGACCCGAUGACCAGACGAACGAACCGACCACCACCGACCAAGUAUAUCAGCUUGGUGACCCGCUUACCUUUGCCGACUACGACUCCUACGCUAGCACACACCGAUAGCCCCGA
Aspergillus ibericus CBS 121593 is the source of this 848-nucleotide messenger RNA. RefSeq names its product Zn(II)2Cys6 transcription factor domain-containing protein. Gene Ontology annotation, biological process: regulation of DNA-templated transcription. The record is from RefSeq and is a predicted model, not a curated record. The coding region runs from base 242 to 745 and encodes 167 amino acids. NCBI's taxonomy places the organism in Eukaryota, Fungi, Ascomycota, Eurotiomycetes, Eurotiales, Aspergillaceae. Gene Ontology annotation, molecular function: zinc ion binding; DNA-binding transcription factor activity, RNA polymerase II-specific. The transcript has 3 exons.